AUGAGUGCUUCAUUUGUGGAGCUCGCUGGCGCCGACUCCAUCGAAACAGCUGCUCUGAAGGUACUCGAAAUGUUGGGAUUUAUCUUUCACAUAUAUUUUCAGGUCGCAAACCACAUAGAGUCAACCAUCGACAACUCGGACAUUUAUGAAAAGUUGACACAAAAUGGUUUUAAUUUUCGUUUGCGACCUUAAUACUUUUUUUCAGGUACAACGCCUCUUUCCGGUCUUGGUGACAAGUUUUACUCCAAAGGAGCUCCUGAAUUCAUGAUAAACAGGCGGGUACCGAUCCCAGGCGAAUUGCAGAUGCAAAUGAAUAGUAUCACCAAUAUUUCAUUUAUCCAAUGAUAUUUCGGUUCAGAUGUUCACAGCCAGUUUAGUAUGGGAUUUUUCACUGCUAUAAAUCGGGUUUGGGUUGUUAUCGAUAACAAUCUCUACAUGUGGAAUUAUGAGACGAAGUUUGUUCAGAAAGAAAUUCUUGAAAAAUAAGGUUUUUCCAGCGAUGACUUGGCGUUUUUCGACUCCUCUGAAACAACUAUUAUUAAAGUUUCUCUAGUCACGAUGAAACCCAAUGUGUUUGAUGUAAAAAAAAAACAUUUUUUUUUGUUGAUUUUAAUAGAAAGUUUUACAGCCGUGUGUAACUUAUGGCCUUGUGAUUGGAACAAUAACGGAUAUUUCUUUAUACCCGGUGGUGGAAUCAGAGGAUCCCAUGGCGCCCCAGUUGGCCAUAGAUCCGACCCAUUUCUUCAAAGUUUGUCAAUUUUCAGAGGAUUCUUCAUAAUAAAAAUUCAGAUCAACUUGGAAGGCGCAGCUAUCGGAGACAUUGCCUGCACCAAUCUCGGUAGAAUUUUCUAUACUGCUGGAAAUCAGCUUUAUGAGUUUGUUUAUGAGGUGAAACGCUUGAUUUUCCCUUUUUUUCAUGUUUAUUUUUCAGCGUCAAACGGGUUGGUUCGGAUCCGGACACAAAUGCCGUUCAGUCAAACAAUCGGCAACGUUACUGGGGACCUUGAUUCAGUUGCCCUUCUUUUCUUCCGCCAAAGGUUGUUCUGAUUUUUCUGAGUUUGAGAUAUAAUGAAAUGUAUACAGAAGACCUGGACCAAAUAACUUUGGAUAAAUCGAGGAACAUUUUAUAUUGCCUUGGGAAGAGCGGCUCGAUUCUGGUGAUUUUGUUGAGAAUUUUCGCGUUGAUUUUUUUUGGGAAAUAUAAUUUUAGUAUAGGAAAGUGCUAUUUUAGGUCAAGUUUAACCUCUGCGCUUUUUAAUAUCUCAUGACUAGUUAUUCAUCAAAACUAUCCCAAUUAAAACUUUGAAAUGAGGUUUUUGAAGGCGCAGAGCUCUCGCACGAACUAAAAAAGUAUUGAAGAAGCGUUUUUUUACUAUAGUUCACCCUUCGAAAAUUUAAAAAAAAAUCUAUUUUUCAGGUUUUCGAUCUCGGUGAAAACGGCGACGAAUGCCGGAAAGUUUGUAGCGUUUCCUCUGGACAAAUCGCGGUAGGGCUUCAAACUGAUUAGAAUAUUUCUCUAAAAAGAUUUGUAAAUUUUUUUAUAGUCUUUUUCUACAUCAUUUUUUUCGUGUUUCUACAGCUCAAUUUUUCACCUUUUUCAAUAUUUUUUUAAAGGAUUUGAAAGCUAAAAAAAUAACAUUUUUUUGUUUUUGUAUUGCGCAAGAAUCAUGUUUUUUUGCAUGAACUUUUUGAAAUGAAAUCCGGUUCAAGAACCACUGAAUCUUCUGUUCCAAGCAGAUAUGACUUUCGCAACUUUGAAAGCCAUUCGAAUACAAUCAUUUUAUUUGAAACAUCAAAAUUAAAUAAAAAAAUCAAAAAAACAACCGUUCAAAUUUCUACUUUUUUUGUUUUUCAGAAAAAAAUAUGUUUAAUGGUAAUUUUUCAGCACGAAUCCCAUUUACUCACUCAAUUCGGCCACGAUGAAUCAACUUUCAAAAAUAUCACGUCGAUUUGUGCACUCGAAGCGAGUCAGUCCAGCCAAUUCAACUUGGUCUAUAUUUAUUUUCAGUUCAAAAUAGAAAUUCAAAAAUUUCAGGUCGCGGUUACUGUAAAAGGAGUUCGGUUGUACUUUUUCAGUUCUUGCCAGAGCCCUCAACCAAGGCGUAAUGGGGGAUAAUAUUGCCAGCGGAAACAGAGUUAAUAUCCUUAUUUUUAUUCAUUUUCAACGAAGAUUUUCAGUGUCUGACCCAAUAUGAAGUGAGGCCGCAAUGUCUUCGCGUCGCCCACGUCAGAUUUUCCCCGGGAAUCACUCCGACGAGUAUCUACGGCAACGCUCCCAAUGGCGUCACUGUGGCCUUUGUCAAUGAAAGUAGGAUUAUUUUCUGAUUUUCAAAGUUUCUUUUUAAAGAUUUUUCAGCUUUUAGGCCUUUUUUAUAUCAUUGAAGCCAAAUAAGCCCGAAAAAGAUAUAGAAGAAAUCAAAGGUUCAGCAGCGAUCAGAUUUUUUCGAAGCUAUUUACUAGAAACGUACUCAAUUUUUAGAACAAAAUAUUAGAAAGAUUUUUGGUAGAUGUAAGCUUUUCAGACUGGCAAAGUAGGAAUUAUCAGAAUUUAUCGAUAAAUACCAUGAUUAAAUAUAUCAUUCAGCGAUUUGCGCAAUGGCAACGGCCAACAGAAACACCGUCUGGGGUCUGUCCAACUAUUUCUACCCGGCGGCCAGAAUCUUCUGCGAAUCUAUGGUGAUUUGAACUUUUGCCAACAGUUUUAUUCAAUUAAGAUGUUUUUAGACUGAAAUGAAUGUUCCUGGACACGUUUGGGAAAUCGCACUUCUGACUGGAAGCGUGAGUUUUUCUAAUAAACUAUUCAGAAUUUUUUUCUUUUCACUAGAAGUGUUUUAAGGUUUAUAAGCUACUUGAAAAAUUCUUCAAAAGUUUUUUUUUGUCUGAAAACCUGUUUAGAUGCUCCCAGUUCCUUCAAAAAACUCAUCCUUUCAAGCAGUCUCACUAGAAAUUUUCAGAAGGUUGAUAUCUCAACGGGACGAAAUGGAACCGUCGAUCGAGUCAAGCCUCAUGCCUACUACAGGCAACAAAUCGAAGGAAAAACUCGUCUCCUUAUUUGUUCCAAUGAAGUGAAAUUUACUUGAACUUGCCUAAAAAUUUUGAAAUUUGAGGGAGUUUUCGAAUUCGAUCAAGUCGGUGCUGUAGAUGCGUUCCGUGACGCCUUGUACGAGAGUGGAGUCGAAGGAAAGCCAACGUUGAAGUUGUGGCAGAAGCUCGGUUCGACUGAGGUAAGACAUCGCAAAAAUGAUCCCAUUAUUGAGCUUUGCAAUUUGCCAGACAUAUAGAGGCUUUCCAAAGAAAUUUAUCGGUUUAAUAAAAAAAAAAAUGAAUCGUUUUUCUGAUCACUUUUGAGGUUUCUGAUCAAAAAGUCUAUUCAGAUUUCUCGGGAAAAGUCUGAAACGCCAAAAAAGGAGGAGGUUGCAAAAAGAGAAAUGUUUUAAAAAAAAGUAGUAACCCUCAAAGGAUCCUUUAACAAACCUGCAGAUUUCUCAGGCUUAUGAAGGCUAAAAAAGUGUUGUGAAUAAGUCUAUAAGAGUUGAAGGGAAUUUUUUUGCAGAAAAUUUAUUUUUUUCAAAAAAACUGAGCUCUUUUUCGGCUUCUAUUCUUGGAAGCCCGACUUGUAAAAAAAAAUGGAAGUAGAAAAAGCUAGCCUUCAAAAAAAAAUAUUGUUUUGUAGCAACCUAAAUAAUAAAUAUUUUGAUUUCGAAAACUUGAGGACUUCAUCAAAAAUAUUUUCCCAGAUGUUGAUUCUAUCGUUGCGAGUUCUUACCAGUGAUUCUCCAUUGGACGAAAGAAUCAAACUCAAGGUUAUCGUCAAAAAUGUAUUCACAUAAAAAGGGGACUUAAGGCGGAACAGAUCCUUCAUAGUUUGAAAGAUGCUCCAGAGCUGGUCGACGAACGUUCAGUUUUGGAAACCUCGACCUGGUCGCCCGUGGAAGGCGACUUUGCCGACUGGAAACAGAAGAUCAAAUGUUGGAUUUGAUUUUUUCAAUGAAUAUUUUUAUAAUUUUUCCAGCUCCACUUUUGUCGUCAACUCCUCGGGGUGAAACUUCCUAUGCCAACGGCUACAUGUCUCCUUUUUCACCUUCUUGUGAGUUUUUUUAAAGCCAUAAAAAGUGUGAGACAGCCUGAACCCUGGAAAGUUAGCCUUGAAAGUAUAGUGUUGCAGUAAAAUUCCUGAUGAGGAAAAAUUGUAAUAAAAACUAAUAAUUUUUUUCUCCCUGAAACUUUCAUAUUUUUUUCUCUAUUUUUUUCAGUGAACAUAUCUGUGACGGGCGGGGAUCCGACGUCGAUGAGAAUGCUGCCUUCGCGGCGCCACGACGCUCUUUACUACUACUUUUCUCGUCUGGUCAUGCCCAUCUGGAACUAUCCUCUCUGCAAGGUCGUCGCCGGAAAAGUUGGUCCAAAACUGAAAGUUCAGCUUUUAAAGCCGAGAUUUCAGCAACUAGAAAUGACAUUCGACAUCGGAGCUGUUCAACUUCUCGCCGAAGAAAUUCGAAAGUUGGGCCAAAUUGUUGAUGAUUUCCGAUUGGUUCCUUCUGUCGAGUGCAACGGCUAUCCCUCGACCACCGACCGUCUCAACGGUUUCUUCCUUUGGGAAAUAUAAAAAACAUAAGAGAGAAAUAAUAAAUCAAAAAAUAAUGAAAGGAGGUCUACCUUUCCGAUCAAACUUGUCCAGAUUGUGAAGCUUCAAAUUUUGAAGUUCUAAGUGAUCUUUUCAAUUUUGAGCCAUAAAAAAAUUUUUAAAAAGCUUUCGGGUAGUUGAUCUCAAAUUGUAUUCACCGUGAAAACUUACAUCUAGUUGUCCUCUUAUCACGGAGAAAUCUUUUUUUUUUAGUUCUGACCAUGUCCUGGUCAGUAGUUAACUCUUCUGAGGAUUUUAGGAUUUUUUAUCCUACAUUUCCUUCGAAAAAAAAUACAUUUUGGAAGCUUCAUUGAUAAGUUUUAGCCGAGGCUUCUUCUUUGGAGCGACUCUCUUUGAUCGGACUACGAAAACUCAUCGAAGCCACUGUGGUUAGAAAAAAAAACUAACCUCAAGUAAAAAGUCUAACCUAGGAAACCCUUUCCCUUUGGCUCUUGGCCAAAAACUUCAACUUGGCCGCAAUCUCUUCAGGAAUGGAUCCAAGUGUUCUACCGACCUUUGCUGCGAGAAAGUGACCCCAAUUUUUGAUGCAAAUUGAAAGACUUUUGAUUCUCAGAACAUCCCAAAUAGUCGCAGAAAAUCAGAACUUGAACGGAGAGCUGAUCAGAGCCAUGAUAAAGUUCUUCCUCGGCGACGAGGCCGGCACCAGCAUGCUUUCUGAGAGUCUUCGGUCUCUCUGCCCCACUCUCUAUUCUGUGGUUCGUUUCGAAAAGAUUCUUGUUUCGAAUCGGUCAAGAGUAGUUAGAAAUUUUAUAGAAUCGGCGAUAUUGAUCUUAUCAGUAAAGCUAGACCCGAAAAAGGUUUUAAAAGUUAUCGGUAUGCCUUUUUUGGUCAACUUCUGAUUUUUUCGCGAGAUUCCGCAUUUUGAUACGGUAGCCUUCAUGUCUGACCUUCUCUGUUUAGGAAAUUUCUAUCUGUAGCAAAAAGAAUUAUCACAUUUUUCAAGAAAUUUGUAUGUUAAUAAUCGGAAAAUUAAUAUUUUUUGAGAAGUAGAAGACAGAAAAUUGAAUAACCGAAAAAUGAGCUAAUAGCAUAAGCUUCUAGGUCAGCAAAAAUCGAAAUAACCAAAAUAGACUCUUUUUGUCUUAGAAGAGAGAUUCAGGAACCCUAUCAGAUGUUUUUCAAAAAGAGUAAGGGGGAUUAAAAGAUCUUUUUCCAACCACCUUUGCUGUUUAGUGGAACUAUUGAAUUUUUGUGAAAGAAAAAUUGUGCCUUUUUCAAAAGGUUUUGUCGAAAUUUAGAUAUCACAUCGAUUUUGACUCACCCUGCUUUAAAAUUAGUGUUGUGUAGUGAGAAUCCCAAAAAUUUCGAAAAAUGAUUUUUUUUUUAGGACGACGCAUGCGUUACAAACGGAAUGGAGCAGCUCGAAUCUGCAAAACGCGCCGGUCCUGGAGCCACAAGGAGAAAACUUGUCGCGACGGCGGUGAACAUGUUCAAGCAGUCGAUCACGAAGGUCGCCCUCGCCAAAACCUGCCAGCAACUCGCUGAGAAAGGUCUUUUUUGAAAUUCAUCAGUUUAUCACUGAAGUGAAAACUUCAGUUGGCGCCUACGAAGAAGUGGUCGACCUUUGCUUGUUGCGAGCGAGGAGAGACGACGCCAAACAGCUGGCCACGUUGGCGUUCAAACAGGGUAAAUGCGGAGAAGAUCCUGAAAUCCGCAGUGCUGAGCUCAAGAGAUCCGAGUGUUACAAGUAAGCUUUAAGAUUCAAAUUUCAAGACGCGGUGUAUUUUCAUGAAAAAAAAAAACAACUCGUGGUACCCCUCUUUAAGGUAGACUUCAAAUAGGACUUGAAAUAUGAAAUGAGAUUUUUUCUAUACUUUGAAAAAAAAGUCUGAAUAAGUUUAUUCGCCGUACUUGUUUCAAGCGUUUUCGCGGACGUUAGUUAGACUUUUUCUCACAUAAAUUUUUUUAAAAUAAUUGCUAUAAAGUUUCUGGUAAAGAAUAUUUUUCCUGGAAAAAAAUGUGUUCUGGGUUCUGGGAGUUUUGAGGUGUUUGCAAAAAAAAAAGUGAACUUUCGGAAUUAAUUUUGAAAAAUUGUCUUCACCGUAAAAAAAAAGUUUGCGUAUAAUGCGUGUCCGACUACUGUAUCUUAUUGCUUGGGAACUUCGGUUUUUUUUCGUCAAAAUUUCAUAUUUUUUUUGGUCGAAUUUUAAUUUUCUCACUAUUCGCACUCUCCUCAUGAAUUCAGCUCACUAUCAUUUGAACUUUGUCAAUUUUAGAGUGAUAACCGAUGAAUUGGACCGACUUGAGCAAAGUGCUGCGCAAAUCGGAGAUGUGAGCAACGAACACGUAAAAUCAGAUCAAGCUAAUUUAUCAAUCCGAACAUAUUUUUAGGUCUUGAACAGAGAUGUGAUGAUAAACGCCGUCCUGGGAUCAGACGACGAACUGGCUCAUUUCGCCAUUUUCCGUUGGCUUUUGGAGAAGAGGAAAGCCAACAUUGUUCUUGAGGUUGAGAUUUUCCCAUCAUCUAUAUUCAUUCAUUCUUUGUAGAGCAAGUCGCCCUACAUCGAGGCUUUCCUCUGCAACGAAAUCAACUCGGGAAGAGGCCAGAAGUACUUCGACCUGCUGUGGAAGUUCUACGAGAAGAGCGGGAAUUACGAAAAGGCAGCUCGACUUCUCAGUAAACUGGCGGAAAAUGACAAGUUCGUGAAAAAAAGAUGUUUGAGCAUCAUUUAGAUGCAUCUAGUUAUUUUCAGAAACAUUAGAGAACUCAAAUUUUUUUUCUCGAUUUUCCGCUUCUAGAUAAUAAGAAUGAGCAGUUCAAGCUUGUUUGAGCUCAAAAUUUGGCCUUGCCUGAAAUUUCAGAAAUUAAGCUUCUGUUUUUUAAAAAUCUCGUUUGAAUGCACCACCUAGUGCGCCUGUAAAAGAAACUUGAUCUUGAAAAUAAUUAUAAUCUUGUUCAAAACGAGUGCUUUCAUUCCAAUGGUUCCUAGUUCGGAAACUUUUCUUCCAUGGUUCUGAUUGAAAUUGCUGCAGUUUCGACAUUCCGCUGGUCCAGCGUUGCUCCUACCUUUCUCACGCGAUCAUGUGCGCUCAGGCGAGCAAAGAUCCCAAUAUCACCGCCAGCAUCGAAGAUCUGCGUGACAGACUCGACAUUGCCAACAUUCAGACGACCAUCAGGUGAAAAAUCAAGGAAAUCCCCAAUUUUGACACAUUUUUCCGUUCAGAGAUGCUCUGGACGCGCCUCGAUAUGAGGAAGUUUCCAAGAAACUCGAUGGUCCAAUAAUGCCUCUUCAAGACCUUCUCGUUCAGUAUGUGGUAUGUCAUUUUAAUUUUUAUUGAGUAGGGCUAUUGGUUUUUCUGUCAGAUGCCUUACAAGUUGUACAAAAUCAAGCUUGCCAUCUUCCACUGCGCCAACAUGUACAUCGAGGAGCACAUCUUCGCGACUUGGGAUUCCAUCAUCCAAGAAGGUUCUCAUUGGCUGAUUAAUAUCGAAGACAUUUUUUUUUGUCCAUAAAAAUGUGUGGCAAGAAAAAGAAAUUUCGAAAUAGUUGUCUUUGGAGGCCUUUUUACGAAGAGAAUGGCGCAGUUGGGAAGCAGUUCUCCAUCCUCUUUCAUAAUUUGAAGAAUUUCGCCCCAGAUUGAAAAUGAGAGACAUGAGAAAACUCUUUUUUUCAAUAUUUAGAGCCCAUCCUUCAACUAGAUAAGAAAAAAAUUUAGGAUUUUCCUUAAAAUUCCUACCGUAACCUUGAAAAGGAGCGUGGUUUCGUAUUAUCUAUACCUUCAAUCUAAAUCUAAUAAUUGUGACAACGAAUAUCAACUUGAAAUUUUUAUGUCAACAAGUUAUCGAAAAUCGCCCAAAAUGUGUAUGGAUGUCAGUAGGGCUUUCUCUCAUCGUGAUCGCGACGCUUUGAGCCAUUCCAUGCGCGACCGCGGCGUUUUCAUUAAUUAUAAAGUCGCCACAUAAACCUUUUCUUCAGUUUUCGAAGCGGCUAGUGAUGAGGUGACCCUCUGCGAGAACCUUCUCAGCACCAUCUAUGAACUUUAUUCCAUUUACCGCGAAACCAGGUAUUUCCCCAAAGGUGAGUCCUAUUCAGGAGCAUCACAUAGUGAAAUUUCUCAUUCAGUUGUGAUCAUCCAAAAAAUUCUCGAAGUCGGCGCUGGAGGCGUCAUGCACGGGUCCAACCGCCAUUAUCUGCCUGUCAAGUUCUUCUCGGCCCUCUCGAAACGCAUCGAGAUCUCUAAUGUGGCCCUUCUAGAGCUCUUUUCCAAUAUCUUCAGGUUUUUCUCCAUUCGUCUCACUUUUGGGCAAGAAAGAGCUUUUUAGAGGAGACGCUUGGUGGACCCAAAACGAAAAGGGACAAUUUUACCUGACACAAAUCGUCCACCACCUCUCCAGAUGCGUUCUGGCUGAACUGGACAAGCUCUCUGUAGCCAAAAGGUUUUUUCAUUUUUCUUUUUCGCAAAAGUUUUUCUCUUUUUGUAUUUACAGGUCAGAAAGUUUCUCAGCAGAAAAAUCUAGCUCUUCCUCAAAGCUUUUCACUGGAAGGGUACUUGUCAACGAGAAAAAAGGGUGUCUAAAAACAUGACCGAAAUAAGUUCCGUAUGAGACAGAGUAAAAACCAUGAUGGGACCUGUCUAAGAACAUUGGAAGAAAUUUUUGUUAGGUCCGAAAAGGUUUCUUGAAUUUUUCUCGUGUUCUCGGAGUUGAUCGGCUUCAUAAGAUCCAAAUAAAGAAUUUUUAAACUUUUUGGUAUGGUAAAGCUUCAGGUUUGUCGAUCGUUUUUUUUUGAUGAUUUUGUGAGAAAACCCUCUUUUUAACUGACUGAGUUUUGAACCUUGAUUCUGAAGUAAAAUUUCGAGUCUUCCUCCGUCAAAGUAUAGUCGAUUACAUCCGUGACUGGAAAAAUAUUGAUAUUUUGAUUUAUUUAUUGAUUGAUUGAUUGAUCUAUUGAUUUAUUGUCCUCAAUCAUCGUUUCCUGCAGGAAAGUGGUGGCGAACGAAUGCAACGCCCAGAUAAUGCCGUUCAUCCGUCGCGCCUGUGACGUCAGCUCCUCGCAGCGACUCCAGAACGUCGGCGAAGAGCUGACCACCGUCCAGCUCCGAUUCUCUUCCUUCCUCUGA
This is a messenger RNA of Caenorhabditis auriculariae, 9703 nucleotides long. NCBI's taxonomy places the organism in Eukaryota, Metazoa, Nematoda, Chromadorea, Rhabditida, Rhabditidae. The record is from the annotation of a GenBank genome assembly.